UACCGUUCGCCCGCGAGGGGUCGUGUCUACUCGUCGCCAAGUAAACAGGGAAGGUAGGGGCGGGGCCAAAGAGGCGUCGGGACCUGGUUGGCCCGGGGAGGAUUGGGGGUUUCGCGGAUUGGUCCCAGCCGGGAUCUCAGCUGUGUGAAGCGCACCGGGUCCUGGAGCCCGCGGCCUGAGGGAUGGACGAGACUAGUCCACUCGUGUCCCCUGAGCGGGCCCAACCUCCGGACUACACCUUUCCGUCCGCCUCGGCCGCUCACUUUCCGCAGGUGCCGGGAGGCGCGGUCCGCGUGGCGGCGGUGGCCGGCCCGGCCCCCUCUCCGCAGGGCUCGCCAGGCCACGACCGGGAGCGGCAGCCACUGCUGGAUCGGGCCCGGGGCGCGGCGGCCCAGUGUCAAACCCAAACCGUGGCGGCGCAGGCCCAAGCCCUGGCCGCCCAGGCCGCGGCGGCCGCGCACGCCGCGCAGGCCCACCGCGAGCGGAACGAGUUCCCGGAGGACCCCGAGUUCGAGGCGGUGGUGCGGCAGGCCGAGGUGGCCAUCGAGCGUUGCAUCUUCCCCGAGCGCAUCUACCAGGGCUCCAGCGGAAGCUACUUCGUCAAGGACCCUCAGGGGAAAAUCAUUGCUGUUUUCAAACCCAAGAAUGAAGAGCCAUAUGGGCAUCUUAAUCCUAAGUGGACCAAGUGGCUGCAAAAGCUGUGCUGUCCCUGCUGCUUUGGCCGUGACUGCCUUGUCCUCAACCAGGGCUAUCUCUCAGAGGCAGGGGCCAGCCUGGUGGACCAAAAACUGGAACUCAACAUUGUACCCCGUACAAAGGUAGUAUACCUGGCCAGUGAGACCUUCAACUAUAGUGCCAUUGACCGAGUGAAGUCCAGGGGCAAGCGGCUUGCGCUGGAAAAAGUGCCAAAAGUUGGACAGCGGUUUAACCGCAUCGGGCUACCGCCAAAGGUUGGUUCAUUCCAGCUCUUUGUUGAAGGGUACAAAGAUGCAGACUACUGGCUACGUCGUUUUGAAGCAGAACCUCUCCCUGAGAACACUAACCGGCAACUACUGCUACAGUUUGAGCGGUUAGUGGUGCUGGAUUACAUCAUCCGCAACACUGAUCGAGGCAAUGACAACUGGCUGAUUAAAUAUGACUGUCCAAUGGAUAGUGCUAGCUCUCGGGACACAGACUGGGUGGUGGUGAAGGAGCCUGUUAUCAAGGUGGCUGCCAUAGACAAUGGGCUGGCUUUCCCCCUGAAACAUCCUGACUCCUGGAGGGCGUAUCCUUUUUACUGGGCCUGGUUGCCCCAGGCAAAAGUCCCAUUCUCUCAGGAGAUCAAAGAUCUGAUUCUUCCAAAGAUAUCAGACCCUAACUUCGUCAAGGACUUGGAGGAGGACCUAUAUGAACUCUUCAAGAAAGAUCCUGGAUUCGAUAGGGGCCAGUUCCAUAAGCAGAUUGCUGUCAUGCGGGGACAGAUCCUAAAUCUGACCCAGGCCCUGAAAGACAACAAGAGUCCCCUGCACCUCGUCCAGAUGCCACCCGUGAUUGUCGAGACGGCCCGUUCCCACCAGCGAUCUGCUAGCGAGUCCUACACACAGAGCUUUCAGAGUCGGAAGCCCUUCUUUUCAUGGUGGUAGCCCCACAGGCAGACAAAGGCACAUUGUCUGAGACUUGGCCUGGGAGAAAGCCUGGGGAGCAGGUUACAGGAAGAGCCAGAGAAGCCGGCAGAGAUCAGUGCCCUUAAGAGCCCUCCCUGUCUGCUCACCACCCCCUCAGAGCUUUCCCAAGCACGGGGAGAAGCACAAUCAGAAGGACAGUGUGUGCUGUUGGGCCCUUCUGAGAGCUGGCGUAGGGGGGCUGGCGCUCCGUGCAAGUAGUCCAGAUGCCCGGGAAGGAGCAUCUCCCUUCCAGCAUCUCCUGGGGGAAGGCUGGGAAACUCCCUUCCCUUCCUGACACCCUGCUCUGUAGCUAUUCCUCAUUAUAUUCUGCAUCAGAAAAAACCAAAUACAAAUUUAAAUAUAAAACCCAGGCAGAAUCCCAGAACCUCUUAUAGCAGAAAACCUCUGAUCCAGACCUAAAUUUGCAUGGGCCCAGACAUCUAGGUGUCUCACAGUUCCUUACCCCCACGGACCAAGGCAGCUAGGUGACUCGCAGUGCUGGGACAGACAGAAGCCACACUUCCUUUCGGUUUUCUGCCAAGUCGUCUUCCCCUUCUCCUCCCACUGGUGCAAUAGGCUGACUCCAGACACGAUUCUCACAGUGGGGAGACUUUUGCUCUAGAACUCCCAGCAGUUUUACAGUGAUGGUAUAGAUCACCUCUGCUCCCUUCCCUGCUGGGGACCCAACCCCUCUAGUCUAGGCCUGUAGGUUGCUUGUCACUCAGGCAAAGGCAGGAGGGAGGAAGUUGACUCCCCAGCAUGCAAAUGUGAUCCAUACCACCUGGGUAUAUGCUGGGAACUGUAAUGGUCUAUGGGUGAACUUAUCCGAGCCUUGCUUCCUUAGUCCUUGGCCGUAGCCAAAGGUAACAAACUCUCCCAGUCUGCUAAUUUGUUCCUGUUGUUUUAGAUGUUUUGUUCUCAACUCUUGAGUUAGUGCUUCAGUUCUGGGUUCUGGAGUGGCUCUCGAUGAGGGUUCUGGGGUGGGUCUCAGCACAUAAGAGGACAGGAUAUUAGGUCCUUGGACUUCUUUUUCCGCUACCACUGUUGCUUGCUGGAGGUAACAGGACUUGUGUUCCGCCUCCUGGUUGGCAGCUUCCCUUUGCUCCCCCACUUCUUGUUCCAGGCCAGUUUUUCCACGGCUUCUUGAGAAAGGCAGGGCCCUAAGGAGAGAGGCCUUCACACUGCCCCCCCCCCGUGGCUGCCCAACCCAGUGUGCAUCUUCUUGCUUCCAUGUCUCUCUUCCCUCAGCUGUCCCCCUUACCAGCUGUCCGAGCCCUUUCUACACCAAAGCAAAGAAUGGCCUCAGGGGGGAGUAAAGAGGGUGCCACCCGUGGCUAUGGGGCAGCCCUGUGCUACUGGACGUUUCAAGUUUCCGGCGUCCUGCGAUUGGUCAAUCAGCUUUGGAAAGAAACUAUCUCGAAGGUUUGAAGAACAACCAAAGAAAGGGAGCAAGGACUAUGGCUGUGUUCCCUCUGCUUGCCUAGCUCCCGCCAUGCAGGAGGUGUGCAGCUCUCUCGUCAGCUGCGCCAGGCUGGGCACCUUCCAGUCCAGCCCCCAGGAGCCAGCUUAUCCUGGGCUUCCACCCCGCUGACAGGAAGUCUCUGGAGCUGGGUACGCAUGCCCUGUGGACAAGGCACAGCUCCCCACCGGCCCCAGCCCUGACAAUCCCAUUGUGCCGACCCCGACUUUGGCCUUAGGGAUCAUUUUUGCGAGAACAUGGGAGCAGCAGGGCUCCCAGAGGCCGGAGAGGACCCAGGUGUGUUUAACUCUCCAGACAUCUGUGUGCAAACGUGUUUGUGAAGCCCCCACCUGGGUGUUGAGAGAGCCUGAGCAGUCUAAAGAGCCCGGUGCUUCCCUCACUGAGCAGAUCUGCACAUUGUCCUCAGGCAGACCAGCUCUGGGAUGAGAAGGAUAUUGGGUCCAAUGUAAGAGGGAGCUGGUCCCAGUCCUGGCAGGCCAAAGAGUAUGGGGCAUCCUUUCCUGGCCCACAUCCGUUCUCCUUGAAGCCUGUACUCAGGUUGCCUUGAAUGUGGACUUUGGGAGAGCUAGGGCCCAGAGUGCCGGGGCAGGCUUCUGGGCGGCACUCGAGGAACCGCCCGGCCCUCUGCCAGCCACAGGCCCUGUCUCCCAGUGUCAGGGAGUAGAGGCUGGGCUGUAGAGUGCUGCUGCCUCUGUACUGUUCUAAUGCACUGUAGAAAUUGUAUGUAAUGUAUUUAAAUCAAUGCAGAUGUAUGAAUAACAAGUCCAAUUCUGA
Orcinus orca (killer whale) is the source of this 3897-nucleotide messenger RNA. RefSeq names its product phosphatidylinositol 4-kinase type 2 alpha (gene PI4K2A). Lineage: Eukaryota; Metazoa; Chordata; Mammalia; Artiodactyla; Delphinidae. The transcript is spliced from 9 exons. The coding region runs from base 183 to 1622 and encodes 479 amino acids. The record is from RefSeq and is a predicted model, not a curated record. Gene Ontology annotation, biological process: phosphatidylinositol phosphate biosynthetic process; endosome organization; Golgi organization. Gene Ontology annotation, cellular component: endosome; plasma membrane; trans-Golgi network. Gene Ontology annotation, molecular function: 1-phosphatidylinositol 4-kinase activity.